GGAGCUGAGAAGCUCAGGCUCUUUUAGGUCCCGGGGAGCUGCUGAGGGCAGAGUGAGGAAGCCUCUCACCAGAAGCAGGGUCCCACAGUAACGCUGCUGCUUUGCUUCUGUGGUCAGUGGUCGGGCCCCAGAGCUGAUUCGCCAGCGACUUCACCAUCUCCUGGCUUGGACCGAGGAGAGCAGAGCGACAGGUGCGGGAAGGAGACCAGCUCACGGCAGACCUCAGGCCACCUGGAGUCGGAGUCUUGGUGUGAUCUGGUGCACUCAGGACGUCACGUUUUGUUGUGAGGAGUGUCAUCUUGUCAGCAGUGGGACAAGGCUAGAAUCUGCCAGAAAUCAACGUGAGGAACUUUGGAGCUGCAGGAAGCAGACGGUGAGGUGUUGGUGCGAGACUGCGUCCUCAGCUCACACCACAGAGGAAGCCCAGGUGGUGCCAGGAGUUAAGGCCUCUGAGUCCUAUCACGGAGCUCCUGCUUGCUGACCAUCACCAGAGCCAUCAUGUCUCAUUCUCGGAAGCGCCGCUGCUUCAUGCUUGAGGCUGACCCUGAAGCCCAGGAUGACAACCAAGGUCAUGCUGAUACUCGGGUGCCUGUGCCCGUGGAGGAGGAGGAGGAUUCUUCAUUGUCCUCUUCCAAUUGCUCCUCCUCCUUCCCCUCCUCCUCUCACACAUCGUUCUCCUCCUCUUCUUUCUCGGGCUCUCCUCCACAUUUGAGCUCCUCAGAGGAGGAUGACACUGCUGCUGGAGACCCAGUUUCCCCUGAGAGUCCUCUCGGGGCGUAUGCCUCCCUCCCCGCUAUGGUCUCUGCUCCAUGGAGCUCAUCUGAUGCAUGUUCUGUUAGCAGCCCAUGUGGGGGGGUGAAUGCUUGCCAGGUGCUGCCAGGCUAUCAGAUUUUACCUAGUGGUGAGGGAGAUAACAGGGUAACUAAUCUAGUGAAUUUACUGCUCUUCAAGUAUCGAAUGAAGGAGUUAGUGACAGAGGCAGAAAUUCUAAAUGUCAUCCAAAAUUAUAGCGACUAUGCUGCCAUUUUUUCUGAAGUCUAUGAGUGCAUGCAGCUGGUUUUUGGUAUUGAGUUGAAGGAUGUGGAGCCCUCCAACCACGCCUAUGUCCUUGUCUCUGUCCUUGGUAUCAGCUAUGAUGGGAUGUUGAGUGAAGUUCAGGGCGUGCCCAAGACUGGCCUGCUGGUACUUCUCCUGUGUACUAUUUUCCUGCGUGGUGGCCGUGUCCCUGCAGAGGACAUUUGGCACAUGUUGAAUGUGAUGGGAAUAUGGUCUGGAGCAACACAUUUUAUCUAUGCGGACCCCAGGAACCUCAUUUUGGGAGAUUUUUUGCAGGAACAGUACCUGGUGUACCAGCAGGUGCCCAACAGCUGUCCAGCUCGAUACGAGUUCUUGUGGGGUCCGAGGGUCUGCGCUGAAACCAGCAAAAUGAAAAUUAUAGAGUUUUUGGCCAGUCUUAGUGGGAGUGAUCCCAAGUCCUUUGGAGCCAGGUAUGAGGAGGCUUUGAGAGAGGAGGAGGAGAGGAUGCAAGCUACAAUUGCCACAAGUGCUGCCCUGGCCAGUGCAAGUUCUAGUGCCAGUUGCAGCUUUUCCUCCACUGAGUAAGGGAGCAUGAUUCAGUGAUGCGUGCGGCAAGGAGCCAGGCUAGAAUUUGGGGCAGUUAGUGAGUCAUCCUUGCCUUACUCUUCCAUCGCACGGCUAGGGGGUUUAUCUUCAUAUCCUAAAAUGUUCCUGUUAAGUGGUUUAGUUCAAAACUUACAUUUACAAAUUGUCAGCUGCAUGUUUCUUGCUGUUUAUGAUGUUUAAGAGAAAGCUUUGGUAUUUUGUGAGUCAAGUUGGGGAGUCUUUCCUGCUAUUUGUAACAACAUU
Molecule: messenger RNA, 1866 nt
Organism: Cavia porcellus (domestic guinea pig)
Lineage: Eukaryota; Metazoa; Chordata; Mammalia; Rodentia; Caviidae
Product: melanoma-associated antigen 10-like
Exons: 4
Coding region: 499-1602 (367 amino acids)
Biological process (GO): negative regulation of transcription by RNA polymerase II
Cellular component (GO): nucleus
Source: RefSeq, a predicted model, not a curated record